CGUCGUCGAUUUCGAAUGAGAAGGGAGUUAUUCCUUCGCAUUGUUCAUGCGUUGGAAAACCACUCAGAUGAAUUCAAAUUGAGGCGAGAUGCAACUGGAAGAACCGGCUUAUCACCACUCCAAAAGUGCACGACAGCUAUCCGUCAAUUGGCAUAUGGGUGUCCAGGUGAUUCACUCGAUGAAUAUAUACGAAUGGGCGACAGAACUGUCUCGAGUUGUCUAGCCAAUUUUUGUAAGUGUGUCAUUGAGGUAUUUGGAGCUCAAUACUUGAGAAGUCCCAAUCAAGAUGACAUUCAACGCUUGCUUCAACUUCAUGAGCAAAGGCAUGGAUUCCCUGGAAUGUUGGGGAGUCUCGACUACAUGCAUUGGGAAUGGAAGAAUUGUCCCGUCGCUUGGAAAGGCCAAUAUACUCGAGGAGACUAUGGUGUCCCGAUUGUCAUUUUUGAAGCUGUGGCGUCUGCAGACUUGUGGAUAUGGCAUGCAUUUUUUGGGCAAGCAAGAUCCAAUAAUGAUAUAAAUGUUCUUCAUGGCUCAUCCUUGUUCAAUGCUGUUUUGCAGGGAAAUUCCCCACAAGUUCAGUUCACAGUGAAUGGUACGUCAUAUAAUUUUGGAUAUUAUUUAACAGAUGGCAUUUAUCCCGAAUGGGCUUCAUUUGUUAAGAGUUUUCCAUGCCCUAUGGAUCCAAAAAGAGUUAAAUUCAAAGAAAGGCAAGAAGCUGCAAGAAAUGAUGUGGAGCGCGCGUUUGGAGUGCUCCAAUCUCGAUGGACAAUAAUUAGAAAUCCUGCCCGUUCCUAUCACAUCCAUGACAUGAGAAAAAUUAUGCUCACAUGUAUUAUCUUACACAACAUGAUUAUUGAGGAUGAGGGAGACAAAGCAAUCGCCUGGUUUGACGGAGACACGUCUCAUUCGGCAACAAUAGUCAUGGGUUCUAGCCAAGAAUUUCAAGCAUAUCUUAGUAAAUUACAACAAGUUACGAGAUCGGGCAACACAUCACCAACUUAG
This is a messenger RNA of Salvia miltiorrhiza (redroot sage), 1002 nucleotides long. RefSeq lists its product as uncharacterized. Bases 16 to 1002 code for a protein of 328 amino acids. The record is from RefSeq and is a predicted model, not a curated record. The transcript has a single exon. NCBI's taxonomy places the organism in Eukaryota, Viridiplantae, Streptophyta, Magnoliopsida, Lamiales, Lamiaceae.